Molecule: messenger RNA, 1825 nt
Organism: Rhododendron vialii
Lineage: Eukaryota; Viridiplantae; Streptophyta; Magnoliopsida; Ericales; Ericaceae
Product: F-box/kelch-repeat protein At3g06240-like
Exons: 2
Coding region: 403-1596 (397 amino acids)
Molecular function (GO): protein binding
Source: RefSeq, a predicted model, not a curated record
GGAGACUACUUUCUCCCAUUUCUCACUCUCUCGGCCAAACUCUCUCCUCUCCUCCGAAACUCUCUCCUCCCUUCUCUCUUCAAUCUCAACACCUUAGAGCGUGAUUCCGGACGAAGUCCAAGAAUUAAAAUUGCUAUACGGAGCAUGGGCUUUCCGAAUAUCCAAGAAAAAUCUUGAUCGGACCGCGUGGGAGCUCGGUUGACUUGGUCAAAGGGUCGGGUUUUGCUCAAAACCCAUGAGAACUUCCUAACACAAACCUUGGACAAAACAAGAGUUCCACCACGGCGGGUUGAGACCAACGACUUCUUCCACCCCGGCGCCGGCGGAGGAAUAAUCAGAAGAACCGUAAAGAAAGCAUCCACAAAUCUGAAAUACCCCAAGUUCUAAAGAAGAAAUAGUAGUAUGUCCAAAGGAGAGACCAACGACUUCUCCCACUGGGCAAUCUUUCCGCCGGAGAUCAUCGCCGACAUACUCUCUCGACUGCCGGUGAAGUCUCUUUGCCGAUUCAAGUGCGUCUCUCCCUCGUGGAAUUUCCUAAUCUCAUCCCCCUAUUUCGCCCAAACCCACCUCAAUCGAACCAACGCCAGUAACCCUAAACACCUCGUCCGCAACAUCAUUUUCUUUUGCCGGUCUCACGAUCUCUACUCCGUCAAUCUCACCGCUGAUAUUCCGUUUGCCACGAAGAUUGAUUUUUCUAAAUCGCUCCAACAACCACCCGAGAACAAGUGGGCCAAUGUAUUGGGCUCUUGCAACGGCUUGCUUCUUGCUUCCGAUAAAGGUAAUAAUUCCAACUUCCUCUUGUUGAAUCCGUCUACUAGAGAAUGUAAGAAACUGCCUCCGUUGCCUUUUGUCAUCGAUCUUUACAUGUAUGGAUAUGGUUUGGGUUAUGAUUCAUCUAAGGAUGAUUACAAGGUCGUGUUGCUCUCGUCUUGUCAUACUGAAUCUGGAUCUAAGUCUGAGUCUCAAUCUGAAUCUUCUACUCUGAGUGGUACAACGAUUGUGGCUGUCUACUCACACAAAACUAAUGCUUGGAGGAGAAUAAAAGUUAUCCAUUGUAUCCUUGGCUUGACUUCGUUUGGUGUUAACUGUAAUGGGCGUCUCCAUUGGCUUUCUUUUAGGGGUAAUUCGUAUGUGAUGGUUGCUUUCGAUUGGGAGGAUGAGAUUUUUAGGGAAGUGCCAUUGCCUGCUUCAUUUGUUCAUGACGACUUUGCGUAUUAUGAUGUGGUGAUUGUCGGGGAUUGUCUAUGUUUGGUUGAUAAAACAAGAAGUGUCAUUUGGAUGAUGAAGGAGUACGGGGUUAGAGCGUCGUGGACCAAAAUUUUGAUUUGUAGACAUAAUAUGCGUCUACUGGAUGUGUUGGGUUUGUUUGCGGAAGAGGAAUUUGUGUUGAACAUAACGGGAAAGAUGAUACAAGAUAAAUUAGUUGUGUACAAUCCCACACAACGAACGCUGAGGGGCAUUCCGGUUCGUGGCAUUCCAACUAUAUUUAGAUUUGGGGGCACCUAUGUCGAGAGCCUUGUCUCUCCUCAUCUAUGUAAUCAUGGAGGAGGGAUUGGGAAGCAAGGACAAUCUUCUUCAGGUAUGCUAGAGAAAUAGAGAUGAUAUUGUUUGUUUUGCUCGUUAAUAAUUGUCAUAUGUCCAUACAUAUGCAUGUAUCUCAUAGGGAUGAUCUUUGGAUACUUGAUAAGCUUCUUCAGGUAUGUUAGAGAAAGAGAAAAUGACAUUUUUUUGCUCGUUAAUUAUCUAACGAUACGGAUAAUCUUUGGAUACUUGCGGGUAAGUGUUAUUUGGUACUUCCUAAAUGCACCUGUGGUUUGAAAAUUAA